Molecule: messenger RNA, 3436 nt
Organism: Physella acuta
Lineage: Eukaryota; Metazoa; Mollusca; Gastropoda; Physidae
Product: ATP-binding cassette sub-family A member 2
Biological process (GO): lipid transport; transmembrane transport
Cellular component (GO): intracellular membrane-bounded organelle; membrane
Molecular function (GO): ABC-type transporter activity; ATP hydrolysis activity; lipid carrier activity
Source: RefSeq, a predicted model, not a curated record
ACGGCAAUAACUAGUGGUAAAGUAACCAUUGAUGGAACUGACAUAAAAGCUGCUGACCUUAGAAGAAUGCUGGGGUAUUGCCCUGAAGCAGAUACAUUAUUUCCCAAACUUUCUCCAUAUGACCAUUUGGUUUUUUUCUCUUUGUUACGCAAUAACAGUAUCAAGGAAGCGGAUGCUUUAGAAAUGUUGACACAGAUAGGGCUUGCUGAUAAGGCGAAUGUGUGUUCUGAAGUUUUGUCAUGUGGCCAAAAGCGGAAAAUUUCAAUAGCCUGUGCUUUUGUUGGCAACACAAAGACCGUCAUCCUGGAUGAGCCUUCAACUGGACUGGAUCCAGGCUCCAGACAAGACAUGUGGAGAGCUUUGAAAAGUUGGCGCCAAGGUCGAACUAUUUUUAUGACCACACAUUUUAUGGUUGAGGCCGAGAACUUGGGUGACAGGAUAGCCAUCAUGGAGAAAGGCAGGAUCAAGUGCUGUGGGACUCCAAUGUUUCUCAAGGAAAAAUGUGGACUGGAGCACAUGCUAACUAUUGUCAAGGGAGACAACUGCAAGGACCACAAGGUUGUCCAAUAUGUCAUGUCUAUUAUAAGAAAAGCCAUUUUUCAGACUUCAAACAAUAGUGAAAUAUCUUUUACAUUGCCUGGAAAUCGUGGCACGGAAAUUCCAAAACUGUUGCAAGGCCUGGAAGAGAACAAGGAAACAUUGAAUAUAACUUCAUAUAUGGUGGCUUCAACUUCUGUAGAGGAUGUGUUUACAAGACUGGAUGAAAAUACUGAAGCAGAAAUUAAAUCCCCUACCAAAACUUUCAGCCCACCAGAUUCUCCACAUUUCAUGGACACUAUUAAAGGGGCAGAUUUUAGCUCCAGCACAGAUAUCCUUCCCACCAACCAACCAUCCCCAGAGCAUAUAGAAAUUGCUAUUAGUCAAGUACAUCAUAUCACUGGCCAUCCACUGAGAGUUCAACAGCUCUACGCAUUAAUGAGAAAAAGAUGGAUUUUGUUUCAAAGAAACCUUCUACCGGUCCUUCUCUUUAUGUUAGCCAGCAUCAUGUUGUUGGUCUUGUGCAUAAUAGAUAGUAACCAGUCUCAACUUUCAAAGUCCAUGUACUUCAAGGCUCAGGAUUACAACGAUAUCAUUGUGGUUAUGGGUAAACCCUUACAACCAGAGGCACAACAAAUUUACAACAGUGUCAAAGAACUGUUACCACCUGACUUUCAUGUCAUUGAGCCUGAUCCAACUUCGACGUACUACGACUACCUGAAAGACUGGGGCCAAGCCAAUUCUGUGGACAAAAACAGAGACAACCUUAUGAUGGGGUUUGAAAUCAAGCAGCCUCCAGAGUCUAGCAUUGUGUACUAUCAGAGCUCAUUUGUUCACAGUGAAGCUGUUGCGGUAAACCUUCUGCUGAAUGCGCAUGUCCGAGCUUAUCUUGGUGCUACCCAUUCAAUCCAAAGUGGGGUUUAUCCCCAUGAUUCGUAUAGACAAGAUUUCAAAACUCAACUGUGGAUGAUGAGACUAAUACACUUAUCCUUAAUUGGAUUUCAACUUUUUGUUAUAAGUUGGCACAUAUAUGAACGAAGCUCAGGGGCCCAACAACUCCAGUCUAUCAGUGGUUGCCACUACUGCAUGUUCUGGUUCAGCAACUUUCUCUUUGACCUUGCUGUUUUACUUGUGUGCUCCACCCUACUCUGGCUGCAUGUCUGCGCCCUGCAUGUCUUGGCCUUCGACUACCAACAUAUGCUGUUGCUCAUGUUUAUGCAGUUUAUGCUUUUUGUAGGCGUCUUGCCUUUGUUGUAUUUGUUCCAGUAUUUCUUUCAUAAAGCAUCAACUGCGUCAUUUCUCUUUGUGAUUCUUACGACAGCUUAUGCUAUUCUAUUGAGUAGUAGUAUUCAAACCUACCUUGUGAUUUCUCCAAACGUUUUAUUUUUGGAAUUUUAUUCUACUAUAUUGGGCACUGCAAAGCUAGAAGGAGAUUCUUUAGGCCUUUUAAGUGGCACAUACUGGUUGAAAAGCUUAACAUCAUCCUUGUUUUUUUGGUUUAUGCUGUUGGUGGUAAUUGAAUGGGAUCAUACUACUGGCCAUAAGUCUUCCAAUAUUUACGAGGAAGGAAAAAAGAAAGAAACUAACAAAGUGACAAGCGAAAUAGCCCUAGAAGGGGAUGAUGAGGUCAUUACAGAAAAAAACCGAAUCUUGAACUCAAACAUUAAGGAUUUGUUUGAUACAGAUGAGUUGAUUUUAGUGAAAGUAAGCAUGCGUUUCCUCAACUGCAUGGCUUUACAUUUGGCUGUGGAUGAUGUAAGCUUUGGUGUUGCAAAAAGUGAAUGCUUUGGAUUGCUUGGGGAAAAUGGAGCUGGAAGGUCAACGAUGUUCAGACUUCUUGUAUGUGACCUAUCGUUCUGUAAUGGGGAUAUAUACUACAGUGGACUCAACCUCUAUAAAAAUAAAAUAAAAAUCUAUCAGAAUAUUGGCUACUGUCCCCAACAAGAUGGUUUCCAUGGUGAUCUGACAGGACGAGAGUCCCUUCAGCUCUACGGGCAGUUGAAAGGAAUUCCAAAAGAAAACCUUAAAGAAGUAAUCGAUGGCCUACUUAAACAAGUUAUGCUGGAAGCACAUGCUGAUAAACUGGCAAAAUAUUACAGCUCAGGGGAUAAACGCAAGUUAUCCAUUGCAAUUGCUAUGAUUGGGAGUCCCAAAUUUUUGUUAUUGGAUCAACCAACAUCUGGUGUGGAUAUCAUAUGCAAAAAAGCUAUUUGGUCAGUUGUACAAAAUUUGAAAAAACAAGGAACUACUGUUGUCUUAUCAUCUGACAGCAUGGAGGAGUGUGAGGCCCUGUGCACCCGUCUGACCAUCAUGGCUCAGGGCAAGCUCCUGUGUCUGGGCACUCCCCAGCACCUCAAGACAAAAUACGCCCAAGGUUUGACCAUCAUUGUACAUCUGAAACCUCAACCUGGACAUGCCAUGGAUGAAGUGAUCAAAUACUUGAAGGAACUCUUUGAUCAGAUAGAGAUAUUCAACCAACUGGACACCUACCUCCACCUUCAAGUCCCAGCAGAAAUGUUUCCUCUCUCUGUAUUGUUUGACAAGAUGGAGACAGCCAAGAAAGAUCUCGACCUUGAACAUUACACCAUACAGCAGGCAUCACUGGAACAAGUUUUUCUAAUGUUGUUGAAUAAAACUAAAACACUAAACAAAACAGAACGGGCUGGGUCAAAACUUACUGAUGUUCAAGAACAAAAUGACAAGCACAGCACUGUUCUGUAGCAACACUUAAAAUAGAAUGUACUGUCAUGCAGUGUACGGCUGUCAGGUAGUUUUUCUCAUGUUCAUGAAUAAAAAGGUCAUAGAAAAAGGUAGUCUGUCCAAUUUUCAAAUAUAAAAUCAAGUCACUCGAAAAAUAUUUAAAAAGCAGGUCUUUCUGAUACUCAUGAAUAAAAACAUC